Molecule: messenger RNA, 579 nt
Organism: Mytilinidion resinicola
Lineage: Eukaryota; Fungi; Ascomycota; Dothideomycetes; Mytilinidiales; Mytilinidiaceae
Exons: 1
Coding region: 1-579 (192 amino acids)
Source: RefSeq, a predicted model, not a curated record
AUGUGCGUCGCCGAGCUUAACGUCUCCAUUCUCCCCUGCCGCCACCGCUGGUACCACCUCGUGCGCCCCUGCACGCCCUCCGCCAACCUCUCCAACUGCGGGGACAAGCUUGCCCUCUCUGGCUGGGAGAUCAAAUGCGACUUUUGCCCCUACUGCUCCGGCUGGAACCUGACCAGCUCUGAGUACCGCCUCGUUGGCAACGACCGCACGCCCUCCGUCGGCGGCCUCUCCCGCUCCCCGAGUCUCUCCCUCUCAUCGACUAGGCGCGAAUCCCGCCGCGGCAGCCUCGCCCGCACCGACAGCAGCACCAGUGUCACCAUGAUGGCCGCCCAGGAGAAGAACCGCGCCCUGAAUGCGCGGGUCGAUGCCUAUCUACGUGUCACCCCCGAACACAUGGUGAUGAUGGAGCCGAAAACCGGCGAAGACGAAGCCGACGGCGUUGGCGGCCCACCGAGUACGAGCGACAGCGACAAGAGCGAGGGCCAGGGCUCGUCUGCGCACAGCGAGGCAAAGGGCGCUGGGCUCUUCGGCAAGGGCUGGAAGAAGUCGAAGCGCUUUAGCAGGACGCUAUUCAAGUGA